Labrus mixtus (cuckoo wrasse) is the source of this 4677-nucleotide messenger RNA. RefSeq names its product protein kinase C, epsilon a (gene prkcea). The record is from RefSeq and is a predicted model, not a curated record. Gene Ontology annotation, molecular function: ATP binding; diacylglycerol-dependent serine/threonine kinase activity. NCBI's taxonomy places the organism in Eukaryota, Metazoa, Chordata, Actinopteri, Labriformes, Labridae. The transcript has 15 exons. Gene Ontology annotation, biological process: protein phosphorylation. Bases 702 to 2933 code for a protein of 743 amino acids.
AAAGACUGCAUUGGGGGAAGCAAACGGGGAAUUGCUUACCGAGAAUACAUGCAAAUAUCGCGUUACUGUGAGGUCGAAGUAAGGAGAUUAAUCCCGGAGAAGAGCGAGCGAGGGGCUGGAAACGGAGCACCAAUCCCGGAUGGCUAGGCGCGGCUGCUCGCGCUCUCUCCCACCCUGACCCGGGAGAGACACACAAGGACGGUGGGGAGGCUCAGGGGCUUCACACUUAACCCCACCGGAGCCUUUUAUCCCGCUUUCCCCUCACCCCACAGCCGCUUGAUAUCCCGGCCUGCUUCCGCCAAAAAGGGAAUCUUGUCUUGCGCACGGGACCGACAGUAAACAAACAAGGCAGACACUCGGGUGGGAGAGUGUUCAGCAGGCGACCUCUGAAGGGUGUGAGUCUGCGUUUUUCACUCCAUUAGGGAUCCAUCAGCUGUAUUGACAACGCGUGUGUGUGUGUGUUUGUGUGUGUUUGUGUGUGUGUGUUCAGCUAUGGCUGUACAAGACUGAGAGUCCAAGGAGCCAGCUGCAUUAUGGGAUGUAGCAGGACUGUGCAGUGACCCCCGCUUAUUGGAAGGAAACGCUCUGUGUACAGGAGCAGGAACAGGCAGACUAGCCUAAACACACGCGCACAUUCAUCCUUGUACACACACGCGCGCGCGCGCACACACACACACACACAUCCCAGGACCCCUGCAGCCAUGCCUGUGUUCAGCGGCCUGUUGAAGGUGCGAGUGUGUGAGGCGGUUGAUUUGAAGCCCACCCCGUGGGCUCUGCGUCAUGCCGUUGGGAAGAGCGGCUCCUUUUUGCUGGACCCUUACCUGGCUUUGAAUCUUGACCAAACCCGGCUCGGUCAGACCGCCACCAGGACCAAGACCAACAGCCCCGCCUGGCACCAGGAGUUCUGCACCGAGGUCCGCGAGGGACGGAGCCUGGAGCUGUCUGUGUUCCACGAUGCACCCAUCGGAUAUGAUGACUUUGUGGCCAACUGCACCAUCCAGCUGGAGGACCUGCUGCAGAACGGGACCAGACACUAUGAAGACUGGAUUGACUUGGAGCCAGAGGGGAAGGUGUACGUGGUCAUUGAUCUGUCUGGAUCCUCCACUGAAGCUUCAGGAACCAAUGACAAUGAGGAGCGAGUGUUUCGAGAAAGGAUCGGUCCUCGCCGGCGACAGGGCGCCGUCCGAAGACGCGUCCAUCAAGUCAAUGGACACAAGUUCAUGGCCACCUACCUGAGACAACCCACCUACUGCUCACACUGCAGAGAUUUUAUCUGGGGCGUGCUGGGGAAGCAGGGAUACCAGUGUCAGGUGUGUACGUGUGUCGUCCACAAGCGCUGCCAUGAGCUCAUCAUCACCAAGUGUGCCGGGAUGAAGAAGCAGGAGGACACACCGGACGAGGUGGGUUCACAGCGGUUCAGUGUUAACAUGCCUCAUAAGUUCAGUAUCCACAACUACAAGGUCCCAACCUUCUGCGACCACUGCGGCUCACUGCUGUGGGGCCUAAUGAGGCAGGGCCUUCAGUGCAAAGUUUGUAAGAUGAAUGUGCACAGGCGGUGUGAGACCAAUGUAGCUCCUAACUGUGGUGUGGACGCCCGAGGUAUCGCUAAGGUCCUGUCUGACCUUGGAGUCACACCUGACAAGAUCUCCAACACCGCACAGCGCAGGAGGAAGUUGACUCCGGGGCUGGACCCUCCUCAGUCUCCUCCUGAGCUCACUCAGACUGAGGACAACAGCUUCAGCCAGCCAGCUGUCCCCACCUCCCCCUCACAGCAGGACUUGGCAGAGCUAGACCGCCUGCAGCACGCGCUGUCGCUCGACCAGCAGGGACAGCAGCACUCCUCCUCUUCCUCCUCCUCCACCACCUCCUCUACCUCCACGAUCUCCUCCUCGGUGAGCAGGGAGAACGGACAAAUGCAGAGGAGGAGCCUGAAGGACUUCAACUUCAUCAAGGUUCUCGGAAAAGGCAGCUUCGGCAAGGUGAUGCUGGCGGAGCUGAAGGGGACGGAGGAGGUUUACGCCGUCAAAGUUUUAAAGAAAGAUGUGAUCCUGCAGGACGACGACGUGGACUGCACCAUGACCGAGAAACGCAUCCUGGCCCUCGCCCGCAGACACCCCUACCUCACCCAGCUCUACUGCUGCUUCCAGACACGCGACCGUUUGUUUUUUGUAAUGGAAUAUGUGAAUGGAGGAGACCUGAUGUUCCAGAUUCAGCGAUCCAGGAAGUUUGAUGAGUCUCGCUCUCGUUUUUACGCUGCCGAGGUCACCUCAGCCCUCAUGUUCCUGCAUCGUAACGGCGUCAUCUACAGGGACCUGAAACUGGAUAACAUCCUGUUGGACGCAGAGGGACACUGUAAGCUGGCAGACUUCGGCAUGUGCAAAGAGGGCAUCAUGAACGGAGUGACCACCACCACCUUCUGCGGCACACCCGACUACAUCGCCCCCGAGAUCCUGCAGGAGCUGGAGUACGGAGCCUCUGUGGACUGGUGGGCCCUCGGGGUGCUGAUGUACGAGAUGAUGGCCGGGCAGCCUCCGUUUGAAGCCGACAACGAAGACGACUUGUUCGAGUCGAUUCUCCACGACGACGUCCUCUACCCCGUGUGGCUCAGCAAAGAAGCUGUUUCUAUCCUCAGAGCGUUCAUGACCAAGAACCCGGCCAAGCGUCUGGGCUGCGUGGUGAGCCAGGGCUGCGAGGAGGCCAUCAAGACCCACGCCUUCUUCAGAGAGAUCGACUGGGUGCUGCUGGAGCAGAGGAAAGUCAAACCGCCCUUCAAACCCAGGAUUAAGACCAAGCGGGACGUGAAUAACUUCGACCAGGACUUCACCAAGGAGGACCCGGUGCUUACGCCCACAGACGAGGCCAUUAUCCGACAGAUCAACCAGGAGGAGUUCAAAGACUUCUCCUACUGCGCUCCCGAAGAGACGCACACCUAACACACACACACACACACACGCUGAAAUACACACACACUUAUCCGACAACACUAAACCUGGCACACACACACACACACACACGUACGCACACUUAGCUGAAACUCAUACAUUCAAACACACGCACACAAACACUCCUUUACUUUGAAGCUAUUGGUUGUUGUUACUUUUUGAAUAUUCUUUACUUGCAUUGUGUUGUUCUUGUUGCCUGGGUUUAUUAUAAUUAUUAUUAUUAUGAAUAUAAAUAUGAAUAUGACUAUGAAUAAGAAUAUACACACCUGCACAUGCUUAAACACACAUCUCCUCUGUGCACACUUUUAAUGCAGACUUACACACUACAAUCUACUCACACACACCUACGAGCUCACUGCACAUGCUCAGACAACCAAAUACACACAAUCACACACACACACACACACACAUUGCUUCUCUCCCCAGCACACACACAUGGACUGUACGGUGUGUGCUGGGUGCAGAGGCCUGUAUAUAGCCUGUGUUGAGUGGCUGUGUUGUGUUGCUAUCGUGUGCUAGUAAAGGAGAGUGGUGGCGCAUGGACAAGCACCCUACCUGUGUUAUUACUGUCCUUAUCGUGGACCAGUUAGGGCCAAAUACCCUUUGUGCAAUACCCUGACUAUCUAUAUAUUUUACAGUUUUUUUGUUUAUGUGUAAUUUGUGUCUUUUUGUUUUGUUUUUUCCUCCUCAAAAAAUGUGUUUAAUGAUCGAAAUAUUUGCUCUCAUCUUCCAGCACAAUCCCCCCCUUCCCUCCCCCCCUCCCCUCCCUCCUGUCUUUGUGCGCAUAAAGUGAAUGUCGAGCUCACACGUUACAGGCUAUUGAACUAAUUAUGUGGAGCAGAGUGUUACAGGCAGCCUGUGUAGCAGUUUAAAAAAAAAAAAAAAAAAAAAAACGUGAUUUUUUUUUUCCAGCUUUUUUUUCUCCCUCCCCAUCGAUCUGCUAGUUUCAGAGUCAGCCCUGCCGGCGUGAAUGUACAUUUUUGUAUGUGUGAUUUUUUUUUUUUUUGUCUCCCCUCUUUGUCAGCGUGAGUUUUUUGUCUUCAGCAUUUCAGUCAUUUUAGUUACCAUCAGUGUUUUGAGCCACCUCUCUUCCCCUCAAUUUUUUUUCUUCCUCCAAAGCACCAAGUCUCCUUCCUUCUCUUCCUCCUCCUCUUCCUCCUGCAGCAGCCGCCUCGCUCAGCCAAAAAAAAACACUCGCAAUCUUUUUCUCUUUUUUUUUUCAAGAAUGGCUUCUCUUUCUUAUGGCUAUCUUUUCUUUUUUUAUUAUAAAUAUAAUUGUUAUUGUAAAGUGUAUCUGGAGGAAACAUUUGUGUAAAAAACUAUAACUAUACUAUCAUAGGUCUGUUACAGCCGGGGGGCGGGGCGGGGGGGGGGGCGUAAAACGAAAAUGUGGAAAACCAGCAGCUGAAUUACCUCUCAUUUCAAACACAUACACGCACACGACAGCACAUACAGACUCCUCCUUCCACUUCUUCUUCCUCUCCCUCUCUCUCUCUUUCUCUCUGUUUCAUACACACACAUGCACACACAGAGAAGGACUGUUGUACUGUUCAGGGAUUUUGAAGGCGAGCUGGUUGCUGUGUGUGCAGUAGAGUCGGUGUGUAGUGAAGCUUUGUGCACCCAGGGGUUGGGCUGUUCCUGGUCACACUAUCUUACUCUGUGCCAAAAUGUAGUGCAACAGCCGGGCUAGUCCUGUCUGCUCUGAUUCCAAUAAAACACUGAGCUGUCUACAUCA